Molecule: messenger RNA, 1851 nt
Organism: Ilex paraguariensis (yerba mate)
Lineage: Eukaryota; Viridiplantae; Streptophyta; Magnoliopsida; Aquifoliales; Aquifoliaceae
Source: the annotation of a GenBank genome assembly
GAUUCCAUUACCAACCAACUCCAAGUAAGAUUUCAAAACUCUGUUUCGCUUGAAAAUUGUUGUCUUUGCCGGAAGAAUCACUUCUGCAACUACUUGUUUGAUUUGUCAUGUAAGUUGCACAAGUUCUGUUUGCUCAAUUGACAGAAGGAAUCGGACACGAGUAUUUUGUAGUGAUCCUAUUAUCUUUUGGGUUAGUGAGCUAAAGAAUCCGUGAUGCUGAUCAUCUGGAACCCAUAUGAACAGAGUUGGGUAUUAUUAAUGUGGUAUUUUGCUUUUUUGAACUUGAAGGAACAAGUGAUGGGAUGCUUAGAAAUUAUUGCCCAUCAUGUUUGCUUUGGUUAGAAAAUAAGCAACCUUUCUGUUUUACCCACCUGUAUCAUUCAACAUUUUUUGCUUGUCAAUGUAUGUUUUGAGACUAUAUUGAAAUCAUUUCAAGCCAAUCCUUGCACUUGUAUUAAAUUUUUUUCAAGUAAAAAAUUGCAUUGAUCAGACGCUGUUACAUUAAUAUAAACCACAGCUGUUGUUUGGAACCAACUGUAGUUAGAGCUGGAAGGCCUGAUGCUCCUCUGUCGAUGGUUUUGUCCAUUUUUGAGUAUUUUUCAUCCAUGUCAAUCUUACAGACUUACAUUCACUGGGGAAAAUUGUGAAAAGCUUAUUUACAAGUUCUUUAAGUGGCAUUUUUAAACCUUCAAAUAUUUUAUAUUCAGGCAAAGCAUGAUUAGACUCAAUAAAAAUGGCAUGCUGAAAGAUUUGUUUGAUUCGUAGAGUGGUGUUCGAGGACUCAUGCUUGAUAUGUAUGACUUCAACAAUGACAUCUGGUUGUGUCACUCCUUUGGUGGCAAAUGUUACAAUGUCACAGCAUUUCAACCUGCUAUUACUGUUCUGAAAGAAAUUCAAGUAUUUUUGGAAGCCAACCCCACCGAAAUUGUUACCAUUUUUAUCGAGGAUUAUGUGACGUCGCCACAGGGCUUGACAAAAGUCUUUAAUGCUUCUGGCCUCAGUAAAUACUGGUUUCCAGUGUCAAGGAUGCCCAAAAGUGGGGAAGAUUGGCCUACAGUGGAUGAUAUGGUGCAGCAGAAUCAACGCUUGGUAGUCUUCACCUCUAUAUCAUCUAAAGAAGCUUCAGAGGGGAUUGCUUAUGAGUGGCGAUAUGUAGUAGAAAACCAGUAUGGAGAUGGUGGGAUGAAGAAUGGUUCCUGUCCAAAUCGUUCCGAAUCACCUCCCUUGAACACAUCAACAAUUUCCCUGUUUCUUGAGAACUACUUUCCUGAUAAUCCCAAUAUAACAGAGGUUUGCGUUGAUAAUUCUGCUUCAUUACUUAGUAUGACAAGCACUUGUUAUGCAGCUGCUGGAAAACGGUGGCCAAAUUUCAUCGCUGUCGACUUUUACCAGAGGAGUGAUGGUGGAGGAGCUCCAGAAGCUGUGGACAAAGCAAAUGGUCAACUAACCUGUGGUUGUGACAGCAUUGCCUAUUGCAAGGCAAAUGCGACAUUUGGCACGUGUGAUGUACCUUUGCUUUCACCUCCACCACCAGCAGCGCUGUUACCUGGAGCACCGGGAACACCACAAGGACCGGGCAAUGAUUCUUUAACUACCAGGGCAGUCCAGCUACAUUGGCUGAUAGGGACAUUCUUUACCACAAUGCUAUUACUCUGCUUCUAAUUGAUUACAGAUCCUCUUAUUUUUUCUAAACCACACGGUUGUUUUUUUUUUUAAAAAUGACAGAUGGGCCACUUGUUUCGCUUGUUGAGUCUUGUAUUUUUCCAAUUUUUGUAUACAAAAGUCAAUAAUAUACGAGCCAAUUCUGUCAUUUGGUGUGUUUUAGAUGUUGUCUAAGGUUAAAUUUCCGUG